Molecule: messenger RNA, 2867 nt
Organism: Scatophagus argus
Lineage: Eukaryota; Metazoa; Chordata; Actinopteri; Scatophagidae
Exons: 4
Coding region: 159-1373 (404 amino acids)
Source: RefSeq, a predicted model, not a curated record
UGAUUUUGUGUCCGGUGCGGGAUAAGGGGUUCUUGCACCUUUAUUCUGAAGAGUACGGGCCGGAAAUCUCGUUGAUUUCCGAGGAAAUGAAAAUGAAUAUUACAGCCGGUGUCUCUGAGACUUGACACGAAUAUUUCAUCAAGGGAAAUACACAGAACAUGGAUCUUCUUGAAAGUCUUGAAAUCUACAUUCCAGUGGAGGCUGAAGUGAAAAACAUUGAUAUAAGGAGUUUACCAAACUCAGUGGUCCGACGAAUGGGCCUCUCCCUGGCUGACAGCGAGGGCCCCAGGAAGCUUGCGGAAUCUCCAGAGGGCAUAUGGAUUUGCCCAGCAGUCCUACGGAGGAAAGGCCAGAAAACAUCCUCCACUGCAGAAAACAACUUGAUGGAAAACAUAUCUUCGCUGAUGGGCAAAGUGUUUCAGGCUACACCUGGUCCCUUCCGAAUGUCUAUUGUCUCGUCCAAUCGUGCAGCUUUCAAGGUGCUGAAGGACACCACGCCUGGGAAAAAGAUCCCAGAGGACAUAUCUCAGAUAUCCAUGUUGCCUCCAACCUCUGCACUGCAGACCUACCGAGUUGCUGUCGUCAUCUACCACGGACGCAUUUAUUUGUCCAUCAGGAAGUCCAGUCGAAAAAAGAGUAAACAAGGGGUACAUGAACCACAGCAAGCUUCGCACUCUGCCAUUCCUUCAACAUCAAACAUGUCAUCUCAAAGUCAGAAGCGCCAGUCCCCCCAGGCUUCAGCUGAACCUGCAGACAGAGAAAUACAGAAGAAGAGAUUACGUAUCAUUUUGCCCCAAAUUGCCACAAAACAGCCAAAGGAUGUUCACACAAAGACAGAUCAGAAGCUGCUAAAUAACAACAGUUCCAAGAAGAAACUCAACUCAUGUAAGGUAACACAGAGUGAAAACAGAAAGGGUGUUCUGCACAAAGGAAGGGAUGUAUCAUCAUGCAAGACUGCGCGUGCUGUUCCUCAGUCCACUGACAGUGUGCACAACGUACACAGCCAUUGUAAGGAUGCUAGAGGAAAGCAGGCUGCAGAGGAAGCAGCAGACUCCGAGCCAGCUUGGUUUCAGCCUCAGGGGGAGCAGGAGCAGGUUGCCAUAAGUGACAGUGAGAUACAGGACCUAGGAUCUGAGAGCGCCAAUCAGAACGACAUGGGCAGAGGUAAAUCUGACAACAGUGUUGGUAUUGUGGAGCAAAGUAGCAACCAGAGUCGGACCAGGAGAGAGUCUGAGGGUGUAGCUCACGCUCCAGCAUCGAUACAGCAGGAGUGUGACUUCACGGAGCUGGAACAAGAGGAGAUGAUCGCUCAAUUGAAGGCCAAACUCAGACAGGAAGAGGUUGCUCUCGGCAUGCGUCAUAAUGACAGCUGAGUCACAGUGAGCAACAGUAAGGUUGAUUUAGGUUUGUUAGAAAGCAUUUAAAAAUGGGUUAGCAUCCUCAAACUGCUGAGUUAACCCAGUAGAGAAAUCGCAAUCAGGAACAUUUUUAAGGGGGGGUUUGGUAUGCUAAAUGAAAUGCUUUGACUUUUCACCCUGCAUUUUAGCACAGCCUGAACGAUGCGCUGUGUGAAGUGUAUGAUUUCAAUCAGGCUGAACCCCUUUACAAUCAUGUAAGGAAUGUGAAUAGCUCAUGUACUCAUGACCCAUGCCACAACCAGAAUAUGAUCAAAACUUAAGGCUUAAAGUCCUAAAGCCAGACCAUUGACAUAUAUUAAGAUUAAUGGCAUGUCUUUACUCAGAAAUGAAGCUAAAACAUACCAGAUACGAGUGCUGCCAUCUUACUCCUUUUGGAGCCUGCGAAUGUGCAGUAGCCUGAGCCAAGCACGAGCUGCUCUGGGCUGUCAAUCAUCACAUUUCAUUUACUGUUUUUUUGGGGUUUUUUUUACAACUUAUCAGAAAAACUUGAACACACAUCAGUGUGAUAAGAGUUAUUUAAAAUGACAGAAACCGUCUUUGUGAAAAAUGUAUUUGACGCGUUUGUUUUUAAAUUGGCCCAUGUUCCAUCUGCUUUUGAGAGGGAGGUGUUUAUGACCUAGACUGGUGCUUGAUGGUUUCACUUUUGGGGAGCUCUUAUGUUGUCCAUCUUCAAAUACAGUCAAUGCUUCAGACAACGAGUGCACUUUUUUGUGACACCUGACUCUUCUCCCUGGGCUGCCAACAGACCAAAGUUUCCAUGUGGCCUUGCAGUCUGAUCCUGUUCAGACGUGGUUUUAACACGUGUCUUGAGUGAUCCGAUCUCAAGUGGAGAGCUGUGAAUACUUGUGUGAAUGUGUCCAAAAUGCAGUCUUAUUAUUUUAUAGAUGAACAUUUCCAGAUUUUUAAAUUUUUUUUCUUCCCAUUUCAAAUGUCAUAAUCUUCAGUUCAAUGCUGAUGAAAGGGACAUUCUAUUGAAGACAUUUAUCAGAAUUCACACAGCGCCCUCGGGAGACACUGGAGUCUUUGAAUGCUUUAUUCUGGUGGUUUUGAAGCUGAAGAGAGCAAACCAUUAUGUUAGGAUCAUCACUAUUAUCUGACUUAGUAGAGAGAUGGUUAUGAAAGUAGGAACCUUAUAUGUACAAUAGAGUAAUGUGUGUGCUCUGCUCUGUUUUUUUUUGUUUGUUUUUGUUUUUUUAGGGUGGAGGGGGGGCUUUCUCAGUUCUCACUAUUGUUUGACUGUUGUAUUGGUGACUUUCACGUCCUGUGUUCUCACAUUGUGUAAAAAGAAUGGACUUGUGCCUCUGAUCAAUUGUAAUCUUUCAUGUUUAACAUUCACUUUUUCAACUGAAAUUUCAUUUGAUAUGUUUCUGUUAUUGCAAAUAUCCAAGAAUUAUAGAGGAGAUGGUUUAAAAAGGAAAAAUAUGUAUUAAAUUUUAUUAUAACUCCGUU